This is a messenger RNA of Melanotaenia boesemani (Boeseman's rainbowfish), 2647 nucleotides long. It is a transcript of the gene c1ql1l2, whose product is annotated as C1q-related factor. NCBI's taxonomy places the organism in Eukaryota, Metazoa, Chordata, Actinopteri, Atheriniformes, Melanotaeniidae. Gene Ontology annotation, molecular function: protein binding. The record is from RefSeq and is a predicted model, not a curated record. The transcript is spliced from 2 exons. The coding region runs from base 211 to 1008 and encodes 265 amino acids.
UCAAGUGUAUGUGGGUCUCUGUCUCACCCUCACACACUUGCCGCUUCUCUUGCAACUCUUCUUGGGAUCUUUUGGUCCCAUUCCUCGGUGGCAGACUCCCCACACCAAGCAGUCACCAUUUCCGCCCCCGGGAGACCCACGCUGGCAGCGCAGCCCCUUCCCCGACUCAGCAUCGGGAGGAAGACCCUGGUGGCGGCUGCUGUGGGGGUUAUGCUGGUCCUGGUGCUGGUGGUGCUCAUCCCUGUACUCGUCAGUUCUGUGGGUACAGAUGCCAGCCACUAUGAGAUGCUGGGUACCUGUCGUAUGGUGUGUGACCCCUACCUGAACAAGGGAACUCCAGCCAGCAGCACAAGCUCCACUGGUCUUCAGGCUGAGGCAGAGGCGUUGAGUGACCACAGCAACGUUCUUCCACCAUCCACCUUGCUACAGGGCCCACAGGGGAAACCUGGCAGGCCAGGCAAGCCUGGACCACCUGGACCUCCUGGACCACCUGGAGAACCAGGACCACCAGGACCAGCUGGGCCACCUGGUGACAGAGGAGAUCAAGGGAGGACUGGGAUUUUGGGUCUGGGCAGUAAUGGAGCUAUCAGCACAGCCACGUACAGCACAGUUCCUCGGGUGGCCUUCUAUGCCGGGCUUAAAAACCCCCAUGAGGGCUAUGAAAUCCUAAAGUUUGACGACGUGGUCACCAACCUGGGCAACAACUAUGAUGGUAUUUCUGGCAAGUUUAUCUGCAGCAUACCAGGCACAUACUUCUUCAUCUACCAUGUUCUGAUGAGAGGAGGGGAUGGCACAAGUAUGUGGGCAGACCUCUGCAAGAAUGGUCAGGUUCGUGCCAGUGCUAUUGCCCAAGAUGCUGACCAGAACUAUGACUACGCUUCCAACAGUGUCAUACUCCAUCUGGAUGCGGGCGACGAAGUUUACAUCAAACUAGAUGGUGGCAAAGCCCACGGAGGAAACAACAACAAGUACAGCACCUUCUCUGGCUUCAUCCUCUACGCAGACUGAGAACAGACAGACACAGAGAUCAUCAGGCAGGAAGAGACUCAGAGAAAGAGUUGUAUGACGGGGGGAGGGUGUGUAUGUGUUAAAAGCCGGAAUGCUAUCUAGUUUUCCUAAUCCUCACCAUCACCACGGACACCUCUGCUCAUAUCCAUCAGCCAAGACAUUCAGGCUCUGCCGCCAAGCCUGGAUGCAAAGCUCCUGAGGACGCACUGUGAGGGGCUGGCGGGUGUCGUGGGAGGAGUGGGAUGUUAGAUAGGCUGGUUUCUCUGGACUCCUUGCCACAAUACUGACGUGUCAGAAGCUCCUCACUUUCAGUGUCUCUCCUCUUUAGCCCUGCUCCACUGCACAGAAAUAUCAACAAAAAUAAAAACCCUGCAAAAGUGGAUGAUCUCACCUCUUCUAUCAGCAGCGGCAGCAGUCAGCUGUACCUUCAGUCCACUGGACGACUGAAACUUGUAGUGUUGUUCCGUGCAAUUUAGAUUGUGUUUUUAUUUUGUAGACAUGCAUACUAUUCAACACAAAAGAAAUUAAAAAAAAAAGAAAAAAAAAAAAGAAUAUUUGUCCCUUGUGAAGAUGUCCCGCUUGAAUGAGAGAUGUUUUUGUGAUGCAAUUCACAGAUCUAACAACUGGACAAGAAAUAUUUAAAUCAAGACUUUCAGUAUUUUAUUGGAGUGGGUGUUUUUCUCAUCCAUGGGUAUUACAAGGUAACUAUAUAUUAUUCAUGUGGAGAAUAACAUACAUUCUGCACUUCUAAUAUAUAUGAAAAAGGAAAUAUCUCAUAUCGACAGUAUCCCUUCCACAAACCACCUCACACUGUUUCUUAUACUGUCACAUAAUGUCAUGCUGCUUUUCGAUUAAAGUAGAGCUGAAAAAUUCUUUUCAUUGUUCUAGCUUCAUGUAGAUGCUCCACUUGGCACAACCAGUCAUGUGAAGAAGCAAAUCUUCAGAUUCAGAGGUAACCCCGUUGAAGAGCGCUGAUCCUUUCUUCUCCUCUGCUGUGCUGACCUCCAAGCUUUCUUGAAUGGCAUUAAAAAGAAAAGAAAAAAAAAUAUAGAAAGUAUGGCUUCUGAAGCAGAGGGUGAUGGUGAGAAAUUCACAAACACACAGAAAGACAGAAAUGUGCAGGAUGGGGAGGUAGAGAAGACAUUCAAGCACAGUAACAGUGAGUGGGCAAUUUUUCUGUUCCACUGUCUUCACUGGAUGUCAUCCAUUCAUUAGCUGCAUAUUCAGUGACAUACAGGCAUUAUGGUAAUAUUUAGUCAACAUAGCGGCCUGACAGCUUGCUUGAGAAUGGAACUGAUUGGGUGAGUGACUUUGCUUAUUAUGACUGCACAUUUGAGUGUGUGUAUGUGUGUUUGCGUUUGUGCGUGUGUAUGUGUAUGUGCAUAUCAGUAAGUGUCUGCAUUCUAGCAUGUGCCGUGCCAUAACUACAUUGUUAAUUUCCAGAGUUGUGGUAUUCUGUGCUACAGCCAAUGACAGAUAUUUUACUCAGCAGCCAAUGAGAUUGUGCUAUGUAGGGUGGAGCCUCUAAUAGACAUGAUGAGAAGAGCAAACAGCUUGUAAUUGAAAUCUAUGAAUUGUUUAUCUUAUCUUUUGGAAUUGUUGAAUACAUUUAAAUAAUAAAUGGGAUUUUUUUGAGUGA